GUGGACACCCGUGAGGAAGCCCUCACUCGCCAAGGGAGAGGCGAAGGGAAAAGAGCUCUUCUGUGACUCCAAAUCUCAGAAAACCCGAGUACAAACUUUAACCUUCAACUCCCCUUCAACACAAUCAAUCCUCUUAUCUGAAUAAUCAUCCCCAGUAGAACAUGCCAACCAAGGGUAGUGUCAAAAUGAUGCGCGACGAGAAUGGAGAAAAUGCCCCUCCCACCUUGAUGGUCAAAUCCGGGGCCUCCUCCCACCACCACCCUCAUCAUAUACAUACUGGACCCGUGGUCGCUUCGGCUACCUUACGCAAAGACGUUGAUAGUUUAGUGCUAGAAAUCAAAGAAAACCUCAAGCUGGGGUCACACAAGGGUCGGAAGGCCGCCACGGGUCGCCACCAUCGUGGUAGCCACAGGGCCACGCCGUACCAUGUUCCACCCAGUUCCCGAGUGGCUUGUGAUAAUGUGGGGGAUGGAAAUGCCAUCAUCCCCAGUCAGUUAAAACGGUGGAACCAGAGGCGCAGGUACCCAAGUACCUGCAUGAGCUCUGGCAAGGAAACCGACAACCCAUUCGAAAUGCUUCAAGAGCUGAUUUCUGACGGGAGUUUGAUAAAAGAGGCUGUGAGGAGACUGCAAUUGGGGUUGACACCCAAGUUUGCCAGUAGAAGCUUUUAUGACUCUGAUGAUGAGUGUCGCACUCCACCCGCAUACGAAGGGGAGGAUACCAUUUGCUGUGAGGUGGGCGGAAGCCACGGGGGUCAUGGGGGUAGGCUCUAAAACAAAUGUAGUGCAACGCUCAUGAAAUCCUCCCACAUAACUAAACACAACAAACUUAGUAUAAUUGGUCCUUAGACAACCAUAUUACAUACACCGCAGAAGAAAAAUUCAUGAAAAACAAGAAACCAAAAAAUCUGUCAAGAAAAAGAAGAAAAAAAUGUUCACUCUCUCUCUCUCUCUCCUGUCGUUUGCGUAUAGCAUAUGUUUAGUGUUGUAUUGAACUCUUCUGACCUUUCCUCUCAUAACCAUGAUUUAUGUGAAUCUGUGAGAAUUGCAAUGAAAGUGUUAAAAAGCCACCACUGCGGGCGGCUGUCCUCAUCCCAUUAUGUUCACUCAUAAGCAAUAGGGUUCAUGUGGCCCAAUUUAUGGGACACCACUCUAUGGCUGAGGGAUCAAUGGAUGCCAUUGGAACGAUUCCAGUGUUUGGCUCAAGUUCGCCCAGAUCCUGCAGCACUGUCCAAUCAAGGGCUUUUUCCAUUAAAUUUCAAACCCAUCCGAAAAUUGCCCAGUGUGACUACUACCCCUGGAGCAGCUUCCAACAGCUGUUCACUUCCUGAGCCAUGACUACAGUGUGUUGGUUCAAAAGAGUACACUGCAGCCACAGUCCAACAACCUCCAGUGGUGAACAGCUGGCCUCUACCUCUUUGGAACGAACUCCUCUUCAGUGCAUCCAGGGGAAAUGGAGGAGGAAUCCGUUGAAACACAGCAGCUUGCCUCGUAUUUCUCAGAGGCAUCUCCCCCCCCCCCUCGCCCGAAAUGUUGUUACAGAACUGGAGGGGGACAGGCACGGGCGCAGCAGCAGCGGUAUCGCCUCCAGCAAAUCACCGUGUGGAUGAAAAGCUGUUUGAGUGGCGAAGCUGUCUGGAGUGGCAGUGCAUACGUGGCCUAUGGGCUUGGCAAGAAACAUCAAAAAACACACUCGAAGGGAGAGGAAGAAGGUUGAGGAACAGAGCAAGGCCUCCAAGAAGUGAGACAACAUCGAGCCAGCCAGCCAUCAAAAAGAAAACCCAGUUCGUUUCUCUUUCUCCCCUAUCCAUUUAUUCUACACCUACGUGCUACCCAUAUAAUUGUGAGAUGUUGGGGAAACAUUUGCUGAACAAUUCAUUAGAAAACAAAGCUUCUCUCUAUCUCUUUCUUCCCCUUCCAUUGCCCUCUCCCAUCAUACAGAAGCGUUAUUAAUUCUUAAUAAUAUUAUUAUUAUUAACUUUAUUUCUACUCCCCACCCUUCUUGAUGGUUCUCGUGGACGUCAAUCUCCCUUAAUGUACUAUUUGCAUGGAACAAAACCUCUUGGAAGACUGAGACUUGAAAGUACAUUAAAAUGAUAUCAUACUGAAUACCGGUCCCCUUUCCCGUUGAGAAUAAUCGCUUUGGACGUAACUAAACUUCCCCCCCCUCCUUGGCAAUCGAUAAACUGCACAUAUGGAACGCCAAGCCAUGUGCUCCCGUAUUAUUGCAGUAUCAGUGUUCCCUUCCCCUCUCUUCUCUUUCUCUCUCUCUCUCUCUCUCUCUCUCUCUUUCUCAAACACACACUCCCUCAUUGCCCAUUUACAAGUUUGAUCGAGGAAUCCAAUGGACGAGAUAAUGAUGUGUUUUAUCAAUGUCUUUGUGUGAGUUCAAGUGUUCACCUAAAAUAAUUCAGUUAGUUUAGCCUAGAGUUGAGCUGCUACUGAUGGCGAAGUAGAACACUCGUAAACUUAAAUAUUUAAAAUAUCCACUCACCCGAACUCAUUCGUCUCUGAAUCCUUUCCUCCUUACAAAGAAGUCCAAAAGCGAAACAAGCACCCGAGUUCAUUUUUGAUUUUCCUCACUACACAAGGCGUUAUCAACCGUGAACCCUUCAUACUCACUUUUCUCUCAUCCUCACUCUUAUCGCACACAUUCAGUGUCGGUCCUUUUUGGCAAUCCUGAUUGCUUGUAAUUUGCGCUUUGUUCCAACAAGAGAUCAUCUUGAGUUCCACCUGGGUUGGACUAUUUCAAUAGCAAACAUCUACCAUCAAACAAAACGUGUCGAUGAUGAAUUGAUGAUACAAAUCACUAUCUAUACAAUCACCACCAUACCAACAACUACAACACCAAUUACAUUCAACCACUAUUUCUUUCCGAAUUACUCGUAAAUUACGAUGAAAACUGUUUGAAGGGGGUAGUAGUGCUCGUGCUGCUGCUGAUUUGAUUCAUUUUCUUUCAAAUUCAUUCAGGUCAAACCGUCACCGUUUAUUAUCAGCAAGAUUAUUAGCAUUGUCGUAUCACUUUCUCCAACACUACAUGGAUGAUGAUUUUUCCCCGACAUGAUCUCACAUAUUUUUCCAUAAUACUUUGUAAAAGCCCAACAAUAAUUAAGCUAUGUAUAAAUUGUUCGUGCUAUUUCCACAAGAGAAAAUUGACCAAAAACAAUAAAAAACACAAAACAUU
This is a messenger RNA of Tigriopus californicus, 3183 nucleotides long. RefSeq lists its product as uncharacterized. Bases 162 to 773 code for a protein of 203 amino acids. The record is from RefSeq and is a predicted model, not a curated record. The transcript has a single exon. Gene Ontology annotation, cellular component: cytoplasm. NCBI's taxonomy places the organism in Eukaryota, Metazoa, Arthropoda, Copepoda, Harpacticoida, Harpacticidae.